Molecule: messenger RNA, 4077 nt
Organism: Ixodes scapularis (black-legged tick)
Lineage: Eukaryota; Metazoa; Arthropoda; Arachnida; Ixodida; Ixodidae
Gene: mmd
Product: disintegrin and metalloproteinase domain-containing protein 11
Exons: 30
Coding region: 300-3710 (1136 amino acids)
Biological process (GO): membrane protein ectodomain proteolysis
Molecular function (GO): metalloendopeptidase activity
Source: RefSeq, a predicted model, not a curated record
GGGGCCGCAGCAGCCGAGCUCGUGGCAAAGGAGGUGUCGGCCCGUGCCUGCCCCACCGUGUGUCGACGCGCCCGAGCGGGGGGCUCCACCACCAUGCAGCGCAGCAGCGACAGCCGCCCGACGAAGGGGCCCAGACCCCGCUGAGAGCCGCCGCUUCGGGGUUAUACGCCGAGGGCCACGGAGCAGCUCGGGGUUCGUCGGGACCCCCGCGCGGGCGGCCAUCUUGAGCGGGAGUGCGGCGCCCGUGCCCUUCAGGGUUCCCCAUGGAGACGAAGGAGCGGGACGAUGCAGCGUAGACGAUGCGCGGUCGGCUCUGCUUGGCGCUGCUGCUGCUCGUGCACGCGGCUCUCCCGCUGCUCGCCGAGCCCGUGAGCCGAGCCAAGCGGAAAAGGGAGGCAGACUCGGCCUUUGAUGAGCUUCCAGACAACAGCAGGCUGCUGGUGGUGGACCGUCUCAAGCGGUACCCUGAGAACGAGCGGCUCAUUGCCAGCAUCCCCAGCCGCAUCUAUGAGGUCAUCUACCCCGUCCAGGUUCGGCACCACGAGAAGCUCGGCAUCUCCACCAGGGACGCCACCGCAAACAAGACAAACAAGCAUUUUCAUCAAACAUCGCUGCUCAUCAAGGCAUUUCAUUACAAGUUCCGGCUGGAACUUGAGCUCAAUGACUACCUGCUGGCCCCGAAGAUGCUGCAGAAGCACCUGCACCCGGACGGCAUCUGGCAGCUGUCGAGCCAGGAGGUGGAGCACUGCUACUACCACGGCACCAUCAAGGACUACCCGGGUGCCGUAGCUGCCUUCCGUACCUGCAGCGGGAUCAGUGGCAUCAUCCACAUCCGCAAUGAGACUUUUGUCAUUCACCCUUUCUAUGGAGGUGACCUUUCGAGGUUGCAUCCCCAUGUCAUCUACAAGUACUUCAAUGUCAACAAGAACCCCUACAUUUGUGGAAACUCGCGAAUGCAUGAAUGGGGGUUCAAACACUUCCGCAAGACCCUUCCAGUGCCACCCAGAUUCAAGACGAGGAUCCACCCUCGGGCUGACAAGAGAGAUGUGCGAGAGGUGUACAAAUUUAUAGAGCUUGCCCUCGUGCUGGACCAAGCCAUGUUCGAUGCACGCAAUAGCACGAAGUCGGAAGUGAUGAGUGAUGCCAUCCAAAUCGUCAACUGCGUGGACAUGUACUUCCGGACGGUGAACACGCGUGUGUCCAUUGUGUACCUGGAGACGUGGGCCACGGGGGACCAAGUGGAGCACACCAACGACAUCCGCCAGGCUCUGCUCAACUUUGUCGACUACUCUUCCAAGAACCUGUACAAGCAGGCCGUCGACGCCACCCACCUGCUCACGGGGCGUCACUUCCCCAGCCGAGAGGUGGGCAUGGCCAUCCCGGAUACGGUGUGCACGGCCAAGGCAGUGGGCAUCAGCCAGGACACCAACGUGUACGAACCUCAUCUGGUGGCCAGUACCGUCACACACAUGUUGGGCCAUAACCUCGGCAUGAGUCACGACGACGGAGGGAACUGCCAGUGCCAGGAUUCCUGGGGAUGCAUCAUGGCUCCAGGAAUUUUAGGCACCAACCACAUUCAGCCAUAUCAUUUCUCGUCGUGCAGCCUCGAGGAGUACAUCAACGCGCUACGGAUUGGGCACGGCAUCUGCCUCUUCAAUAAGCCAGGACAGCUGGAAGACUUCCGAACCUGUGGUAACGGAAUCAAAGAGCAAGACGAAGACUGCGACUGCGGCACCAUGGAGGAAUGUGCCAAGGGCGAUCCCUGCUGCGACCCCAUCACAUGCAAGCUGCGCGUCGAAGCGAACUGUUCUGCGGGGCCUUGUUGUGAGAACUGCAAGCUGCGCUCUGCGGGACAGCUGUGCCGCACUCCUGAGUCCGAGUGCGACAUUCCCGAAUUCUGCGAUGGCCGUUCGGGCGAGUGCCCGGGAAACAUCUACAAGAAGAACGGCCAGGAAUGCAAGAAAGGUAGUGGCUUCUGCUACCGGGGAAAGUGCCAAACUUCGGACGAACAGUGCGAGUACAUCUGGGGCUUCGGCGCCAAGCGGUCGGACGAGAAGUGCUUUGGGGAGUUCAACGUCCAGGGCAGCGUGAGCGGCAACUGCGGCCAAGAUGGCCGAGGCGGCUACCUCAAGUGCAGCCGGGAGCACAUGCUAUGCGGCACCCUCCAGUGCCAGAGGGGCACUCGCACCCCCCUGGUGGUGGGCAUGGAGAAGCUCUACACCCGUACCAUCAUCUCCAUCGAGGGCUCCGAGUUUGAGUGCAAAGUGUCCACGGGUUCCAUCAGCUCCGACAUCCCAGACAUCGGCAUCGUCUGGGACGGGACCAAGUGCGGACCAGCCAAGAUUUGUGUCAACAAGUCCUGCCUUCCCGUGGAACACUUCCGUGAGCUGGGCGUCUGUCCCAGCAACAACCUGCAACUCGCCUGCUCGGGCCACGGAGUGUGCUCCAACGUGAACACGUGCUACUGCGACGAGGGCUACCUGGGGCCCGACUGCAGCCAGAGGGCCAACGCCACGGAGCCGCCCACCCUGGCUCCGGCCGCCACGCCGGCCGCCCCCCACGCUCCUCCGACCACGGCAGACACGGGCGCGCAGACCAACAAGAGCUUAAAAACAACCUCCUAUGUGGGCAGAAAGGAUGCACUCAGCACCCCCUCCCUGGUGAUCGUGUUAGUGUCUGUAGUCGGCGGCGUGUUCAUCUUUUUUGCUCUUCUUGCUACCUGUUACAGCAGGAGAAGCACCAUGCCCAAGCUGGAGCAAGCGCCGGGCCCCAAGAAGCCCCCGGGGGCCAGGCACAAGGUGGCCCUGCCCCCGGCUGCCAAGAAGGAAGAAGACGGAACGCACGGCAAUGCCUCCUCAGCCGCGGCCGCGGCUGCUGCCGCGGCUGCCCUGGACAGCCGCAUCAUCACCUUCGGGAGCAUGCCCUCCUACCGGGAGGACAAGCUGCAGGAGCUGAAGCGCAAGCAGUCCCAGUCGCUGCAGGACGAUGGAGAGAUGGAUGAGACGUCCACUUUCAUGGAGCUGUCCCCUAACAAUCUGGCCAAGGACGGCGCCCGCUGGGGUGGUCACCCCGGGGACACCCUGAGUGAAGUGGAGCGCACGCUCAAGAGCCUCAACGGCUACCACGAGGAGAUCCUGGAGGCCCUCCACUCGGCCUCGUCCCAUGCCAGCCCCGGACAGGACUCCCGGAGGGACCUGCCCCCGAGGGCGGGCAUGCUGCCCCCGGACCCAGACCAGAGCCCCGGGGAGCCCAUACGCAUACGGAACCUCGAGGAUCUGCUCCGCCAGCUCGAACCAGCGGGAGCGCUGGAGCCCGGCGGAUCCGAGCGGCUGAGCGAGCCCGAGGCAGACCGGCACUACCUGGACGGUGGGUCCCCCUACGGCCUGCGCUACCUGCUCGAAGACGCCUACGCCCAGCCGGACGAGGAGGAGGAGGAGAGCGAGGACGGGGCCACGGCCCUCUACGCCACAGGGGGCCCUCCGCCCCCACGCCAGCGCUCCGCCAGCGAGGAGGCCCUGCCCCAGGCCCUGGCCGCCUUCCCGCACUCCCUGCCCAGCCCGCCCUCCGAGGAGUCCGGCUCCCUGGAGGAGAGCGCCUUCCAGCCGCCCCUGCUGCCGGGACCCCCCCGCAGGCCCCGCCCCAAGAAGAAGUUCCCAGAGUACAAGAUGACUCCCGUGGAGCAGCCUCACAGGAGGAACUACUACAAGUGAUGACGCAGCGCGUACUCGCAGUUCACUAGCCUCCGGCGGUCCAGGCCCAAUGCCCAGCCGAACCUGCGGCGCCGGCAGUGGCAGUGGUGGGGUUUGCGGUGGCCGCGGCGCCAGUGGUCGGCACCCCAGCCCCCUCCCCACCUUUGUCCCCGUAGAGCCACGUAUCCGUCGUAGCUCGUCUCACUCUCUCUCUCUCUCUCUCUCUGUCUGUGUGCAGUCUUUCGGUCGCUAGCGCCUGCCUCGCUCCUUCACCGCUCUCUCAUUAUAAACUCACUCGGUCGUCGGCAGCAUGUGGAUUUAUUCUGUACUCUAGUGCGCUCUUCCUUUGUACUCACGAACGAAUUAAACGACGGACGUUUCCUGUUUC